Jaminaea rosea is the source of this 701-nucleotide messenger RNA. RefSeq lists its product as hypothetical. NCBI's taxonomy places the organism in Eukaryota, Fungi, Basidiomycota, Exobasidiomycetes, Microstromatales. The coding region runs from base 452 to 694 and encodes 80 amino acids. The record is from RefSeq and is a predicted model, not a curated record. The transcript has a single exon.
AGAUGAGGCCAUGGCGGGUCGAUCGCAGGGCUCAACACUACUCGCUUGCCGACAGAAUACCUCCCUCUUUACCAUCGACAGCAAGCAAGCGAUCAUCUGCGUCAGGCGAAAUGGUGAACGCAAGCUUGACGGGUUUGUGGAGACAAGGAUCGUGGGGUCGGCUUCUGUCUAUCCUGUACGACUCGCUCACCAGAGAUGCGCAAUCAGGAGAAUCGCUUGAGGUGACGUCGCGGCAUUUCUUCUCAGCCUCGUUGAUGGCCUUUCUCGGGAGACGGACGGGCCAGGACUCUGUCACCACGAGGGCACUUCUCUCGACACCCUCCUCGUACCUCUGACGUACCCAGACGUGAGCGUCUGAUCAGCACGCAGAGAGAAUCCAUUGCAGCUGGUGUUGCAAACUUGCCUUUAUCCCUUUUCAUGCUACGAAUCAUCCUGUCCCCCCAUUCGAUGGAUGGCGUUGAAGACGUCAAUACUCUUUGCGCAAGGCUUCACAGCGUCCACCGCGUCCCUCGCUACCGUACGAGCUGCUCCUCAUCUCGGACGUGCUGCUCUUUCAUCCUUGGUCCCAUUUCCCUGCCAAGGAAUCUGCUUCGUUCAUCGCGACGAGGCAGCAAUGCGACGCUGCGCAACGCACACUCGCACGCACCAGACUCACUCCUUGGCGCAGGUGCUGGCGUUGAACGAAGUCCACUGAUGUGCAC